Molecule: messenger RNA, 3107 nt
Organism: Exophiala xenobiotica
Lineage: Eukaryota; Fungi; Ascomycota; Eurotiomycetes; Chaetothyriales; Herpotrichiellaceae
Exons: 2
Coding region: 160-2874 (904 amino acids)
Biological process (GO): deadenylation-dependent decapping of nuclear-transcribed mRNA; nuclear-transcribed mRNA catabolic process, nonsense-mediated decay
Cellular component (GO): P-body; cytoplasm
Molecular function (GO): manganese ion binding; RNA binding; 5'-(N(7)-methylguanosine 5'-triphospho)-[mRNA] hydrolase activity
Source: RefSeq, a predicted model, not a curated record
CACCUUCGACCAGACAACUCCCAGCAACUUCGACGCCGAUCUAGACUCGUGGCAGUGCACAUUUCAACCUGCAUCCGAGUCUCACAUCGGGACUUUCCAUACUGUACCGUGUGGUUGUGGAAAUGCCCAGACAAAUCAUCGCACAAAUCACCGCGAGCAAUGCACCUGGAGGAUUGGCUAGAUGACCUCUGUGUCCGAUUCAUCAUAAACUUGCCUCCCGAAGAGCUGGAAUCUGUAGAGCGAAUCUGCUUCCAGGUCGAGGAAGCACAAUGGUUCUACGAAGACUUCAUCCGUCCACUUGACCCUUCUCUGCCUUCCCUCUCUCUACGCGCCUUCAGUCUGCGAAUAUUUCAACAUUGUCCUCUGUUCUCACAAUGGUCGGCUCAACACCACACUACCGCUUUUGCGGAGUUCCUGGCCUACAAGUCGCGGGUUCCAGUCCGUGGUGCUAUCAUGCUGAACGAGGCUAUGGACGAAGUCGUGCUCGUCAAAGGCUGGAAGAAGGGCGCGAACUGGAGUUUCCCGAGAGGAAAAAUCAAUAAGGACGAAAAUGACUUGGAUUGCGCCGUGCGCGAGGUCUAUGAAGAGACGGGCUUUGACAUUCGUGCAGCAGGACUUGUCAAAGAUGAAAAAGACAUGAAAUAUAUCGAGGUGACGAUGCGAGAACAGCACAUGAGGCUAUAUGUUUUCCGAGGAGUACCCAGAGACGCGCACUUCGAACCGAAGACACGGAAGGAAAUCAGCAAGAUUGAAUGGUACAAGCUCACAGAUCUGCCAACGUUGAAGAAGAAUCGGCAGCAUGAGGGCAGUGGCACAGACCAACCAGCUCUCAAUGCCAACAAAUUCUAUAUGGUAGCGCCUUUCUUGAAUCCGCUCAAGAAGUGGAUUGCCCAGCAGCGAAAGAAGGACACGCGGUACAGCUCUCAUCUUUCGGCACCUCCAAUGGUACCCGAAGAAGUGACUACCGAAGAUGACCAAGAUGUUGAUGGUGUCGGAAUGGGCUUGCCAGCACAAGUGCCACAGAUUACGAGCGAACUUCCAGAGGUCACUGCAAACAAUCCCACUUCUCACUUGAAGCAGAUGCUCAACAUUGGGUUUACACAGCCUGUUCAACCCGAGACCGUCCUGCAACCGAGUCAUAUGCAACAUGUUGACACCCAGAAAUCGAACGCCCUUUUGGCACUUCUACGAAAUGCUCCGCAAGGACAAGCCCGUCCCAUACCUCAGACACCUUUUGAACAAAUUUCAGAAGCUCCACAAGUACAACAAUCGCCACAUGUCUCUCAUGUGCGUCAGCCUCAGUUGGAUCAGACGCAAGCGCCUCCACCAUUUCAACCACAACUUCAGAACGCCAUCCGGCCAUCUUUAUCCCAGUAUCGGCAAGGUACCGAGUCAUCUGCGAUUCCAGCACCCAGAAGCACUCAAUGGUAUCCACCACAAAUGCAGGGUGCCCCGUAUCAACAGACGGGGGAUCCACAAUUUGCGCUGCAGAGUACCAACCAAACACAGCAGCCUUCCGUUCCUCCAGCCAGCGCGCUGCCAAAAUUGACGAAUCAUACAAAAGCACUAUUAGACGUCUUCAGAGGAGCCACGAAUGUAGCACCUCCACAGGUGCCCCCUGCAAAGAAGGGGCUGCUGGAGCUUCUUUCGGGAGGAGCGUCGCUGUCGAAACGUGGGGCGCUACCCCAGCAUGAGACGACUACAACAGGUACACUGCCAAGCGUAACAAAUCAUCGGGAGCAUACGAAUCUUGACAAUCCAGAUAUACCUCGAUCACUCCCGCCUGUGGCAUCGCAGCAGGUUCAGCACGAGAGGCCAAUUAUGGCACCUCGUGCUCACCCUGUCGACGCACAAACGACGUCGCUUCUGAACCUGUUCACCAAGCCGGCCAACACAGAGCAGACAGCAGGAGACAAGCCUCGAAUUCAACCACCGGCAGAGUUAGCAGCUACACAUGCCGCUUCACCGGCUCGUCAGAACCUAGAUGGCGACAAGAACGAGCUUCUCCUGGCCUUGCUCAAAAAGAAUAACCAAAACGGCUCAUCAAAAGCAACUACUACUGAUGCUACUGCUACCACAAAGCACCCGUCCCCCAGAGAAGGCGAGACAUCAGCAACUAUCAGUGGACCACUGAAUCAACCGGAGUUUGACGCUAUCUCGAGGGCGGCCCGGCACAUGUCCAACGACAUGGGACGAAGUCCUCUUGCGUCCACACGAACGCUAUAUGACCCCAAUCGGCCAACGCCUAUCAAGAUUCUGACACGGUCGGAAGAGUCUCGACGACAACAGCAACCGGCACCCUCCCGCUCUCCGCGGGGAAUGAAGGCGCCAGGGAAGAGAUCAAUCAAAGAAAAACCAGCGCCAAAAGCCCCGAGCAAACCGUUCCAACCUCAGAUACUUCGCCGACCACAAACUGCAGAAUCCUCUGAGCCCGAACCGACGGCGGACGAGGCCACGAAUCAGCACGCCGUCCAGGCGAACGCAAUUCCGUCGCCUCCACCUGCUCCUACUAUUCUGGGGAGUGGAAGACAGGCAAUGAGUCGGCAAUCUUCUCAGACCGAGGCGCAGAAGCAAACCUUGCUGUCACUUUUUGGCGGCGGUCUAGACAUUACCCCAAGAGGGACGACAGUUCCAUCUGGUUCUGGCGUAGUGUCUCCAUUGUCUUCUAGCCAAGUCCUGAAUCAGAACGGUGAAGCCCCGUUAUCCGGUCUUGAACCAAUCUCAACUAGAACAUCGCGAGUUGGAAGUCUGGCUUCAAUUGCAAGUGGACCAGUGGCCAAUCGCACACCCAGUGAAAAGCGACAGACGGGAGCAGAAAACAAGGCAUUUCUCUUGGGCUACUUGGGCAGAAUUGCCAGCCAGGAGAGUCAAUGAGCAGUGGUCCUACGAGGGACAUUUUGGGCAGUCCAAGACUAUGUUGCUAGGCUUGAGGAGCCCGAACAUGUGGCUUGUUUCGGCGACGGCGAGUCAGCCUGUCCGUGGCCUGUCUUAUGUAGUCAAAUAUUAUGCGCUGUUCUUCGGGAAGUAUUUUUGAACGGGGUCAGUCUACGUACAUCGUAUUCGGCUUCCCCGGUGCCCGGGUGACUUUUUGUUUUAUUCUCCGAGAC